AUGUGCAGCGAGGCGAACCUGGCGAGUCAUGGCCAAUCAUUAGGCGGUGAUGAGGGAAAAGCGCCGAGUGCGAAGCCGCCGGGAGCCUGUGGGAUGCAUCACGCCGGGAACGCAGCGUUUCUGCCGCUGCUCGCCCGCCGAGGCCACACGCCAGAAUCUGAGUUGAUUCAAUGUUUAAGCUCAGGGGGACUUGUACUACAGCAGGUCACUGGAGUGCAGCGUGCUCGGCUCCCAUUUCCAACAAGAUGCCUUAUUUCACAAAACUCCUUUUAUUGAUUUUCUGCUUCGUUCUUCUCGUGGAAAGCAGAAGGCACAGGAGGAGGAGGUGGACGACCCAUCCGGAUAUGCAGAGGGCAAGCCACAUCUUUAAGAGGAAUCGCGACUUGACCAAAGCCUGGAGAGGAAAGACAGAGCAGCUUCUCCGAGUGGAUGAACACGACUUCACCAUGCGGCCCGCCUUUGGAGGCCCUGCGAUUCCUGUUGGGGUGGAUGUGCAAGUUGAAAGCUUGGACAGUAUUUCUGAGGUUGACAUGGAUUUCACUAUGACCUUGUACUUAAGGCACUACUGGAAGGAUGAGCGUCUCUCAUUUCCCAGCACCAACAACAAGAGCAUGACCUUUGAUGGCAGGCUGGUGAAGAAGAUCUGGGUCCCUGAUGUCUUCUUUGUGCAUUCCAAGAGGUCCUUCAUCCAUGAUACCACCACGGACAACAUCAUGCUGCGAGUGUUCCCCGAUGGGCACGUCCUCUACAGCAUGAGGGUCACAGUGACAGCAAUGUGCAACAUGGACUUCAGCCACUUCCCCCUGGACUCUCAGACAUGUUCUCUGGAGCUGGAAAGCUAUGCUUACACUGAUGAAGAUCUGAUGCUGUAUUGGAAAAAUGGGAAUGAAUCUCUGAAAACUGAUGAAAAAAUUUCUUUGUCUCAGUUUUUGAUACAAAAAUUCCACACCACAUCAAGACUGGCUUUCUACAGCAGCACAGGUUGGUACAAUCGACUCUAUAUAAACUUCACAUUACGCCGACACAUCUUCUUCUUCCUGCUCCAAACCUACUUCCCUGCCACUCUCAUGGUCAUGUUGUCCUGGGUGUCCUUCUGGAUCGACCGACGAGCAGUUCCUGCCAGAGUCUCUUUGGGGAUAACCACCGUGCUGACCAUGUCCACGAUCAUCACUGGGGUGAAUGCCUCCAUGCCUCGUGUUUCCUACAUCAAAGCAGUGGACAUUUACCUGUGGGUCAGUUUUGUGUUUGUCUUCCUCUCGGUGCUGGAAUACGCGGCUGUGAAUUACCUGACAACGGUGCAAGAGCGGAAGGAGAGGAAACUGCGGGAGAGGUUUUCAUGUUCAUGUGGAAUACCUCACUCGAAAACUAUGAUGCUGGAUGGAAACUACAGUGAAUCUGAUGCCAACAGCCUGGCAGGGUACACAAGAAACCAGAUGGCACCAGAAGAGGACAAACCAGAAAAGAUGGUUGUGCAUCUAGCUAUGAGUAAUGAAUCUAAUUCAUCAAGGAAGAGAGGCCUGAAGGGCCACGUGGGCUUGCGCAUCAUCCAGAACACUCAUGCAAUUGAUAAAUAUUCAAGGUUAAUAUUUCCAGGCACCUAUAUAUUUUUUAAUUUGAUAUAUUGGUCUGUCUUUAGCUAA
This is a messenger RNA of Agelaius phoeniceus (red-winged blackbird), 1640 nucleotides long. Its product is annotated as gamma-aminobutyric acid receptor subunit rho-2. Gene Ontology annotation, biological process: monoatomic ion transmembrane transport. The record is from RefSeq and is a predicted model, not a curated record. NCBI's taxonomy places the organism in Eukaryota, Metazoa, Chordata, Aves, Passeriformes, Icteridae. Gene Ontology annotation, cellular component: membrane. Gene Ontology annotation, molecular function: extracellular ligand-gated monoatomic ion channel activity; GABA-A receptor activity.